Messenger RNA from Vanessa atalanta (red admiral), 1555 nucleotides. Its product is annotated as solute carrier family 22 member 3-like. Gene Ontology annotation, cellular component: membrane. The coding region runs from base 1 to 1542 and encodes 513 amino acids. Lineage: Eukaryota; Metazoa; Arthropoda; Insecta; Lepidoptera; Nymphalidae. Gene Ontology annotation, biological process: transmembrane transport. The record is from RefSeq and is a predicted model, not a curated record. Gene Ontology annotation, molecular function: transmembrane transporter activity. The transcript has 11 exons.
AUGGGCGACUUGAUGGAAAGUGGGCAGUGGCUCAUAGAUUUUAUUGCGGAACAUGAAAUAGCACAGGGCAUCGAAGAUGCCGAGGACGAUAUAGGAUCAGCAUUAGAGACAGUCAUAAAACAUGUCGGAGAAAUUGGUCUAUACCAACGAAUGCUCUUUGUUAUUAUGAUGCCUUUUGGUCUGGUGUGGUCCUUCUCGUACUUCGGGCAGAUGUUUAUAACGGCAACUCCUCAGGAACAUUGGUGUCGUGUGCCAGAACUGGAUGGACUUAGUGUGGAUUUGAGGAGAUCUCUGUCUAUACCCAAACUAUCGGACACGGAAUACGAUCACUGUUUUAUGUUCGAUGCUAAUUGGACGCAAGUAUUGGAAACGAUGUUACCUCCAGAUGCAGAAACUCCAACCAUUCCUUGUACGAAUGGUUGGGAGUUCCUGUUCGAUGACAUACCGUAUUCAACUAUUGUUAACGAGCGUGAAUGGGUUUGCGACAAAUCGAGCCUAGUGCCUUGGUCACAGACAAUUUCCUUUUUUGGAUCCGUAGUCGGUGGGAUUUUAUGCGGAACCUUGGCUGAUAAAUAUGGACGUCUACCUGUGCUUAUAUUGGCCAACGCGUCGAUUGCGAUGUACUUUGGGGGCGGGUGCUUGUUGCUGCCCUGGUUAUCCUUAUGGAUAUCUGAUUGGAAGUUCCUGUCGGUUGCGAUGUCUGUACCAGCGGUGCUUGUGUUGGCUACACCAUUUGUAGUGCCUGAAAGUGCUCGGUGGUUGAUAAGCAAAGGUAAAACAGAUGAAGCAGUAAAGGUUUUAAGGAAAUUUGAAAAAAUUAACAAAUCAAAGAUACCAGACGACGUAUUAGAAAAUUUUAUUAUGGUAGCGAACAAAACUAAAGAAAAGUCUCAAAGUGUUUUGAUGAUAUUCAAAACGCCUUCACUUCGAGGGAUGGUGACAGCGCUGGUCAUCGCGUUCAUGGGCGUGGCGCUGAUGUUCGACAACGUCAUCAGGUUGUCUGAGAACCUCGGUCUCGACUUCUUCCUCACGUUCACCGUGACGUCGGCUACGGAGAUACCGUCUAUAAUCAUUCUAGUGCUGUUACUGGACAGGAUUGGCCGCCGAUUUUUCGUCACAGCCCCAAUGAUGAUAGCUGGAGUGUUAUGUUUGGCAGCCGCUUUCGUUCCUCGAGGCGCGGCGUCGGUGGCGCUGGCGGUGAGCGCGCGCUUCUUCAACAACAUGUCGUACGGCACGGUGAUCCAGUGGACGCCGGAGCUGCUGCCCACGCCCGUGCGCGCCUCGGGCGCCUCCUUCGUGCACAUCAGCGCCUUCGCCGCCGUCAUGAUUUCUCCCUUCAUUAUUUACUCUGAUCGCGUGUGGGAGGGUCUAUCGCUGAUCAUAGUAGGGGUGAUCGGUAUCGUGGCUUCCUGUGUGGCGCUGCUGGUGCCCGAGACGAAGGGCCGUCGCAUGCCGCAGACCUUGGACAACUGGGAGACCCUUGCCUCUACUACCUGCUUCUCUAAGAAACGGGAUGCAGCCGACAAAACACGCUAUAGAUGAUAUUGGCUUAAAU